AUGAGUGUUGUGAAAUUAGCAUCACCCUCGUCGACACGUAUCGGUUUUAUCGGUAUCGGUGUAAUGGGUACUUCAAUGGCUGGCCAUUUAAUCAAAGCAGGUUAUAAACUCAAUGUAUUCACACGUACAGCAUCUAAAGCUGAUUCACUCGUGUCAUUGGGUGCGUCAUUUUUCAAAACACCACGUGAAGUUGCACAACAAUCCGAUGUUGUUAUUUCGAUUGUUGGUUAUCCAAAGGAUGUUGAAGAAGUAUUACUUAAUGAAAAAACAGGUGUACUUCCUGGUUUUGAACCAGGUAAAAUAUCUAUUGAUAUGACAACGUCAAAGCCAUCGUUAGCAGCACGAAUUUAUGAAGAAUUCAAGAAACGUGGUGCAUAUGCACUGGAUGCUCCUGUAUCAGGCGGUGAUAUUGGUGCUCGAAAUGCUACACUUUCCAUCAUGGUGGGUGGUGAUCAAGAAGUUUUCGAUGCCUGUUUACCAAUCUUCAAUGUGAUGGGUAAAAACGUUCGAUUAAUGGGUAAAGCAGGCUACGGUCAACAUACAAAGAUGGCCAACCAAAUAGCGAUUUCGUCCGGUAUGAUUGCUAUGUGUGAAUCAUUGCUCUAUGCCCAACGCGUUGGCCUUGACUGUGAAAGUGUUAUACAAGUGUUAAGUUCCGGUGCAGCUCAAACAUUUUCAAUGUCAAAUUAUGGUCCACGCAUACUUAAACGUACAUUUGAUCCUGGUUUUUAUGUUGAACACUUUAUCAAAGACUUAGGAAUCGCAUUAGAAGAAGCUAGUCGAAUGGGUCUUGUUUUGCCUGGUUUGAUACAAACCAAAAUGCUCUAUGAUAUAUUAGCUGCUGAUGGUAAAGAAAAACUUGGCACUCAUGCCUUAAUCAAGCAGCGAAAGGAAAGCAUCAUAAAUGCAUGCAAAGAAUACAUGAUUUUUACUACCGUGAAUAAAUCAUACAAGUAG
Messenger RNA from Adineta ricciae, 957 nucleotides. The record is from the annotation of a GenBank genome assembly. NCBI's taxonomy places the organism in Eukaryota, Metazoa, Rotifera, Eurotatoria, Adinetida, Adinetidae.